AUGGCUACUAUCCGCAAGAAGUUGGUGAUAGUCGGUGAUGGCGCAUGUGGGAAGACGUGUCUCCUCAUUGUUUUCAGUAAAGAUCAAUUCCCCGAGGUCUAUGUGCCCACUGUCUUCGAAAAUUACGUCGCUGAUAUCGAAGUUGACGGUAAACAUGUAGAGCUCGCUCUUUGGGAUACGGCUGGGCAAGAGGAUUACGAUCGCCUUCGGCCUUUGUCUUACCCGGACACUGAUGUUAUCUUAAUGUGCUUCUCCAUCGACAGCACCGACAGCUUGGAAAACCUUGCUGAGAAAUGGUGCCCCGAGGUGAAGCACUUCUGUCCAAAUGUUCCUAUUCUGGUGGUUGGCAACAAACGUGAUCUUCGCGAUGAUGAUGUUGCCAUCCACGGACUUACGAAAAUGCGGCAAGAGAUUGUACAACCGGAAAAUUGCAGAUUGAUGGCCGAGAAGCUAAAUGCUUAUGCGUACCUCGAAUGUUCUGCCAAAACAAAGGAGGGUGUACGGGAGGUUUUUGAGACAGCAGCUAGAGCGGCCCUGUACACGAAGCGAAAAGGCAAAAAGACGUGUGAUGCGCUCUAG
Hydatigera taeniaeformis is the source of this 579-nucleotide messenger RNA. The record is from the annotation of a GenBank genome assembly. NCBI's taxonomy places the organism in Eukaryota, Metazoa, Platyhelminthes, Cestoda, Cyclophyllidea, Taeniidae.